AAUUGCAGGUAAUGAUAGUUCACCAUCGUCACCCGGCGAAACAAUAGGUACAUAUUGGCCUAGUGAACCACCUGAAGCUGCAUUAGAUGGUAAUUUAGAUUCAGAAUAUACCAAUCAUGGGAGUUGUAGUGGAACUAGUCCAGUACACGCUGAAUGCGGAAUAAAAACUGGUUUCUAUAUAACAUUCAACAGCGAACCGUUCAUUCUCGUGAAGUUCCGUAUAGUUACACACAAAGGUUAUCCAGAUCGAGAUCCAAACACAAUUACAAUUGAAGGUAGCAACAAUAACGAAUCCGAUUUAGUUUUUGGAAAAAGUUGGACUUUGAUUUAUGAUGGUGAUGCAGGUCUCACGAAAGAUCCAGGAAGACGAGCAUAUGGUGUUACACAAACAAUAUCCAAUAAUUCGUUGUCGUUUGCAAGCUAUCGUAUUCUCAUCACUUCAAAAAGAGGAGAACACGUUUGUGUUUCUUACUCAGAAUUUGAGAUGAUUGGACGAUUUCCUGAUUAA
Molecule: messenger RNA, 508 nt
Organism: Adineta steineri
Lineage: Eukaryota; Metazoa; Rotifera; Eurotatoria; Adinetida; Adinetidae
Source: the annotation of a GenBank genome assembly